Molecule: messenger RNA, 2084 nt
Organism: Talpa occidentalis (Iberian mole)
Lineage: Eukaryota; Metazoa; Chordata; Mammalia; Eulipotyphla; Talpidae
Gene: TEAD2
Product: TEA domain transcription factor 2
Exons: 12
Coding region: 86-1441 (451 amino acids)
Biological process (GO): hippo signaling; regulation of transcription by RNA polymerase II; embryonic organ development
Cellular component (GO): transcription regulator complex
Molecular function (GO): DNA-binding transcription factor activity, RNA polymerase II-specific; RNA polymerase II cis-regulatory region sequence-specific DNA binding
Source: RefSeq, a predicted model, not a curated record
UUUUCCCAAACAAAGCUCCCCGCAACUUUCUCCCUCGCCGCGCCCCGCCCGCCCGCGGCUCCCCAGCCCUGGCCGGGAGGCCCAGAUGGGGGAACCCCGGGCUGGGGCCCCCCUGGACGAAGGCAGCGGCUGGACAGGAAGUGAGGAAGGAAGUGAGGAGGGCACCGGCGGCAGCGAGGGGGCUGGGGGCGAUGGGGGCCCGGAUGCGGAGGGUGUCUGGAGUCCCGACAUCGAGCAGAGCUUCCAGGAGGCCUUGGCCAUCUACCCGCCAUGUGGCCGGCGGAAAAUCAUCCUGUCGGAUGAAGGCAAGAUGUAUGGUCGGAAUGAACUGAUCGCCCGCUACAUCAAGCUGAGAACCGGGAAGACCCGAACUCGCAAACAGGUCUCUAGUCACAUCCAGGUUUUGGCCCGAAGGAAAUCGAGGGAAAUCCAGUCCAAGCUCAAGGACCAGGUUUCCAAAGACAAGGCUUUCCAGACCAUGGCCACCAUGUCCUCGGCCCAGCUCAUCUCGGCACCUUCCCUGCAGGCCAAACUGGGUCCCACUGGUCCUCAGGCCUCUGAGCUCUUCCAAUUUUGGUCUGGGGGCUCUGGAUCCCCAUGGAAUGUUCCAGAUGUGAAGCCAUUCUCACAGACACCAUUCUCCUUGUCACUGACUCCCCCAUCUACUGACCUCCCAGGGUACGAGCCCCCCCAAGCCCUCUCUCCUCCAGCCCUGCCCCCGCCUGCCCCAUCACCCCCGGCCUGGCAGGCUCGGGCCCUGGGCACUGCCCGGUUGCAGCUGGUGGAGUUCUCAGCCUUUGUGGAACCACCGGAUGCAGUUGACUCUUACCAGAGGCACCUGUUCGUACACAUCAGCCAGCACUGCCCCAGCCCCGGCGCGCCCCCUCUCGAGAGCGUGGAUGUCCGGCAGAUCUAUGACAAGUUCCCGGAGAAGAAGGGCGGCCUGCGGGAGCUGUAUGACCGAGGCCCCCCUCACGCCUUCUUCCUGGUCAAGUUCUGGGCGGACCUGAACUGGGGCCCGAGUGGCGAGGAGGUGGGGGCCAGCGGCAGCAGCGGUGGCGGCGGUGGCGGCUUCUAUGGUGUGAGCAGCCAGUAUGAGAGUCUGGAGCACAUGACCCUCACCUGCUCCUCCAAGGUCUGCUCCUUCGGCAAGCAGGUGGUGGAGAAGGUGGAGACGGAGCGCGCCCAGCUGGAGGACGGGCGCUUCGUGUACCGCCUGCUGCGCUCACCCAUGUGCGAGUACCUGGUGAACUUCCUGCACAAGCUGCGGCAGCUGCCCGAGCGCUACAUGAUGAACAGUGUCCUGGAGAACUUCACCAUCCUCCAGGUGGUGACAAACAGAGACACCCAGGAGCUGCUCCUUUGUACUGCCUACGUCUUUGAGGUCUCCACCAGCGAGCGGGGGGCUCAGCACCACAUUUACCGCCUGGUCAGGGACUGAAGGGGGGCCCCAGAACUGGCUCACCCCUGGAAGACCCUCCAGCUCGCCACACGUCUUAUUUGGGAAGGGGGCUGUGGUGAAGGGGGACUGCUCGCCGUCAGAGGAGCUGAGUGAAGAAAGGGUCCAUCAGGCCUCACCAGAGUGUCUGGAAGGACCGCUCACCCUAGAGCACUGGGAACGGGAGACAGGAGUGAGACACCCCGAGGCACAGCAACUUGCCUCUCUGGCUCCUAUGGGUGCCCACUUCGUUCUGGAUGUUUUGGGGGCUCUUGUUAUACAUCGGCUUAUGCCCCCCUUGGUUUUUCAGCUCCUCCCUGUUCUGUCUCCCCCUACCACCUCCCCCUACCCCCAUCUGUGACCCUGAUAUUGAAGGUUAACCCUUUCUAUGCAGGAGCAGAGCCAGAUGGGCCCUGGAAAUAUUUUUUUUUAAUAUAACAAGAGAUAUUUAUAAGUGGGUGUUAGGGUUGUGACUUUUUCUCAGCUGGGCAUGGAGCAGGGUGAGGCUUUUCCAUCUCGUCUCUUCUCCCUGAGCCACUGGCUAGACUGUUGCUUCCCUCUCCCUCCCACAGAAUGUUGGUUUGUGUUCUGACAGAGGAUAAAGCUAUUUUACCAAAACACAGGGGAUUUAUUUGAGCUUGGGGUG